Podospora pseudocomata is the source of this 627-nucleotide messenger RNA. RefSeq lists its product as uncharacterized. Lineage: Eukaryota; Fungi; Ascomycota; Sordariomycetes; Sordariales; Podosporaceae. The record is from RefSeq and is a predicted model, not a curated record. The coding region runs from base 1 to 627 and encodes 208 amino acids. The transcript has a single exon. Gene Ontology annotation, molecular function: protein binding.
AUGUCCCCUAACCCCUACCUCCUCGCCGCCGACAACCCGCAGGCCCUCCUUGAGCUCCUCCGCGAGAACCCCUCCAUUGCCGUGAGCCAGGACGAGCACGGAUACUCUCUCGUACACGCUGCCACCAGCUACAACCAUUUCGACCUCCUCCGGAGCUUGAUCAACGAAUUCAAGGUCCCAGUCGAUAUCAAAGACGAAGAUGGUGAAACAGCCUUGUUUGUGGUUGAGACAGUGGAAGCAGCUCGCAUCCUAGUCGAAGAGCUGAAGCUCGACACCAAGAUCACAAACGACGAAGGCCAAACCGCCAGAGAAAAGAUCGAGGCUGAAGAAGAAUUCCCAGAGGUUGCCGAGUAUCUCGCUGGUUUAGAGGGCGCCAACGGGGUAGCUAAUGGCACAGAAUUGCCGCCUGCGCCCCAAGGGUUGAGGGUUACUGUUGGUACAAUGGAUGAGGCCGAGGCGGGCGAACAACAACCAGACCCUGAGUUCAGGAGAAGGAUAGAGGAGCUGGCCGCCAGAGACGAUAUCCACACACCUGAGGGCCAAGCAGCUUUGCGCCAGCUUGUUGAGGAAGCCAUUGGUGGAGAGGGCCUGGCUGAGGAGAGAAGUGUCCGCCCGAGACAGGACUAA